This is a messenger RNA of Triticum urartu, 2301 nucleotides long. RefSeq lists its product as uncharacterized. Lineage: Eukaryota; Viridiplantae; Streptophyta; Magnoliopsida; Poales; Poaceae. The record is from RefSeq and is a predicted model, not a curated record.
GUUUCCGGGCACCUCGCCGCCUCCGCCUCCGCCUGAUUCUUAUUAUGCUUCGCCUUCGCCUCCGUCCUUGCCCACACUUCUCUCGGGCGUCUCCGCCGGCAUCCCCCCCCGCCCUCCCCCCCCGGCUGGCCGCUUCUCCGCUCCCAGAGCUCCCCUUCCCAUCCACCGUCACCGCGCUCCGAACCCGAACCCCUCCGCUCCAGGCCGCCGUCCGCCGAGCCGCCUCCGGAGAGGAGCAACGGGGCGUGGAUGAGGACAAGGAGGACGCGGGCCUGGACAAUGCACUCACCAAGACACGGCAGCUCGUCGAGUGCGCCAUGUUCGCAUCCGUUGCUGGCCUCGCCUACUUCCUCAGCAACUCCCUCGCCAUCGAGAAUUACUUCAGCUGUUUUUUCCCAUUGCCGAUAGUCAUCUCCUCCUUGAGGUGGGGGUUAGAAGCUGGCAGGAAAACCAUGGUGGCUACUGUUUUACUGCUCUUCACAUUGUCAGGCCCUGUCAAAGCAUCGACUUAUCUGCUUAUGCAUGGUGUAGUUGGUCUAGCCAUGGGUACUAUGUGGAGGUUGGAGACCGAUUGGUUUGCUUCCAUCAUAAUCUGCUCAAUUAUCCGUGCGGUGGGAGCUUGUGGAUAUGUGUUAGUGUCAUCAUUCCUAAUACGAGAAAAUAUUCUUCAAUUGAUAACCGUUAGUGUACAUGCCUCCUUAACGUAUAUUCUGGCAGCGGCUGGUGUGAACACAAUUCCAUCCAUGGAUGCAAUAUAUGUAAUCUUUGGGACACUGCUUCUACUUAAUUGUGGAUUCUUUGUCUUCAUACUGCAUAUAAUUUACACAAUCUUCCUGACCAAGCUUGGAAUCAAGCCAUCGCUGAGACCUCCACGAUGGCUGGGUAAAGCAACUUUUAGUUGAUGGGUAGAAUGCCACCAUACUCAUUUGUGAGGUUAGCGCCCUGACUGAACUUGCGGCAUUUUGGUGUUACAAAUGCUCCCCCAUCACCAGCAGCAUGCCGGCAUGGCAAUUGUGGCCUUUGUAAUAUGAUCAUGAUCAUUAUUAUCCGGCUUCCUGGUGCAUGACUGUGAUUUUCCCGACAAGAUUUUUGGUGAUUGCGAUUCGUUAUUGGUGCAAUUGACUGAUCGGCAAGUGUUCUAAACUUGUGAGACUUGGUAUAUUGUCCCAGUCACGUCUUUCUUUUUAAGAAAAAGUUCAAUUUUUUGCAUUCUCUUAACCUUUUCCAUUAACUAUAUAUUUUAAGUUUUUGAGGGAUUACUCCCUGCAUCUCAAAAUGUAGGUCCUAUUCAUUUUGUCCAAACUCAAACUUUCUCAAGUUUGAUUUCUGGCAUUCCAUUAACCUUUUCCUGUUAACUGUGUAAUUUAAAAUGUUUGGGUAUUACUACACCAUGUUUUUAAGUUCUCUCUGCAUACAUUAAUGUCGAAUCUAGAGCAUUGACUCUCACGAACUCUUUGUGAAGACAAUGCCUUGUUCUCUGUCCUUUUACAUGCCUUCCACGCGAGGAAUAAUGCUUAGCGACAUGGUUUAUAUAUGAUGUCUUUCUUGCAAGCGCCAAAGAGGUACGGUGAGUUUAGGGCAACUCCACCGCGGAUCACCAAACGGACGGCACCAAAUGUCCACAGACAGCAGGUGGGGCGCCGGCCAUCCAACCGUAGGAAUCAAAUGUCUCCCGCUCAGUCUUUUUUCAUAUGCCCGGGGUAUUGAAAAUAAUUGAAGAUAAAUAGCACAAUUCUUCAAAAAUUGAAAGAGAGAUAAAUAUUACAAUCCAAACAAAAAGUUUUGAAUGAAAUAGUUCAAAUUUGAAUUCAACUUAUUUGGACACGUAUUUUAGUUGUCAUAUGAAAUGCCCAUAUAUGCUCAAUUAGAUCACUCUGAUGAGACUGACAUGUCAAAGAAUAGGAGGGUUAGAUCUUCCAAUUCAGAUUCAGACUGAAAAGAUGAAGUGAUAUGUUCCUUUCUUUUGUAACAUUAUUAUAAGUUUGUCUCUUUUGUACUCUAGUUCUCAAAAGUUCUUUAUGAUUUAUCUGUCCCGUCGAACAAGAAAACUGGAGGCUGGAUGUAUUAGUGAUCUGUAAAUAGCUCCAGUUUCACAUGAUCUGGGCUAUAGUUCAUCAGUUUUCAGAGUACAAUACAUAUGUAUGACCAAGUAUUAUUGCUGCAAUUAUGCUUCAGUGCUAGGCAUUUCAGCUUCCUUAUUCAUCCCUGGCAUUUCCCUGAUCACAUCAAAGCCUUUUCACAGUGGCAUAAAAGGUAAUUCAUCAGGAAUCAUGCGGUCUCUUUUCAGCCACGGCAAAAUGU